This is a messenger RNA of Gracilinanus agilis (Agile Gracile Mouse Opossum), 2376 nucleotides long. It is a transcript of the gene CLPTM1, whose product is annotated as CLPTM1 regulator of GABA type A receptor forward trafficking. Lineage: Eukaryota; Metazoa; Chordata; Mammalia; Didelphimorphia; Didelphidae. The transcript has 14 exons. The record is from RefSeq and is a predicted model, not a curated record. Gene Ontology annotation, cellular component: endomembrane system; membrane. The coding region runs from base 23 to 1957 and encodes 644 amino acids.
GGCGGGGACACGGAGCAGGAAGAUGGCGGCUGCGCAGGAGGCGGACGGGAACCCGAGCGAAGUGGCGGCGGCGGCGACUGUGACCGGAGGCGGCUCCGGGCAGGUGACCAGCAAUGGCAGUGUUGGAGGGGACCCAGCCACAGAAACCCAGCAACAGAACAGAGCCCCACAGGCCGCUCCAAAUGCCUGGCAGGUCAUCAAAGGCGUGUUGUUCAGAAUCUUCAUUAUCUGGGCCAUUAGCUGUUGGUUUCGUCGUGGGCCAGCACCACAGGACCCAAACAGCCCUGGAGGAGCUCCACGAGUCCCUAGCCGAAACCUCUUCCCAAAAGACACUUUAAUGAACCUGCACGUGUACAUCUCCGAACAUGAGCACUUUACAGACUUCAAUACCACCUCAGCACUCUUUUGGGAGCAGCAAGACCUCGUCUAUGGGGACUGGACCAGUGGGGAGAACUCGGACGGCUGCUAUGAGCACUAUGCCGAGCUGGACAUUCCACCGAGUGUGCAGCAAAAUGGCUCCAUGUACAUCCAUGUGUACUUCACCAAGAGUGGCUUCCACCCAGACCCCAAACACAAGGCUUUGUACAGGCGGCUGGCCACUGUGCAUACGUCACGAAUGAUCAACAAAUAUAAACGGAGACGCUUUCAGAAAACCAAGAACCUGCUGACAGGGGAGACAGAAGCAGACCCAGAAAUGAUUAAGCGAGCAGAAGACUUUGGCCCGGUGGAGGUCAUCUCCCACUGGCACCCCAACCUCACCAUCAACAUUGUAGAUGACCACACGCCCUGGGUGAAGGGCAGUGUGCCUCCGCCAUUGGACCAAUACGUACAGUUUGAUGCUGUCAGCGGCGAUUACUACCCCAUCAUCUACUUCAAUGACUAUUGGAACCUGCAGAGAGACUAUUACCCCAUCAAUGAGACGCUGGCCAGCCUGCCCCUGCGCCUCUCCUUCUGCCCCCUGUCCCUGUGGCGUUGGCAGCUCUACGCAGCCCAAAGCACCCGGUCCCCCUGGAACUUCCUGGGUGAGGACCUGUACGAGCAGUCGGACGAAGAGCAGGACUCGGUUAAGGUGGCGCUGCUGGAGACGAAUCCCUACCUCUUGGCCCUCACCAUCAUUGUCUCCAUCGUCCACAGUGUCUUCGAGUUUCUGGCCUUCAAGAAUGACAUUCAGUUCUGGAACAGCCGGCAGUCUCUGGAGGGCCUCUCUGUCCGUUCGGUCUUCUUUGGUGUGUUCCAGUCCCUCGUGGUCCUUCUCUAUAUCCUCGACAAUGAGACCAAUUUUGUGGUCCAGGUCAGCGUCUUCAUUGGCGUCCUUAUUGACCUGUGGAAGAUAACCAAAGUCAUGGAUGUCCGGCUGGACCGAGAGAACAAGGUGGCUGGCGUGUUCCCUCGCCUGACCUUCAAGGAUAAGUCCACCUACAUUGAGUCUUCCACCAAGGUCUACGAUGAUAUGGCGUUCAGGUACCUGUCCUGGAUCCUCUUCCCUCUCUUGGGCUGCUACGCCGUGUACAGCCUCUUGUACAUGGAGCACAAGGGCUGGUACUCCUGGGUCCUCAGCAUGCUGUAUGGCUUCCUCCUGACCUUCGGCUUCAUCACCAUGACGCCCCAGCUCUUUAUCAAUUACAAGCUCAAGUCGGUGGCCCACCUGCCCUGGCGGAUGCUGACUUACAAAGCCCUGAACACCUUCAUCGAUGACUUGUUCGCCUUCGUCAUCAAGAUGCCGGUGAUGUACCGUAUCGGCUGUCUUCGGGACGAUGUGGUUUUCUUCAUCUACCUUUAUCAGCGCUGGAUAUACAGAGUGGAUCCCACAAGGGUGAACGAGUUUGGAAUGAGUGGGGAGGCGCAGACAGCCUUGGCGGCCCUGACACCGCCCCCCGCCCCCAGCGGGGAUGGCCCCCUCCCUGGACAAGACCAGGGGCCCACCCCCAAACAGGCCGAGGACAAGAAAAAGGAUUAAUCUCUUCCCCCUGGUUUCCCUGGCCACGGCACUCUUCCCACCCCCACCCCAGCUCACUGUGACCCCGAGGCAGGGAGCACCUCCCCAUCCCCCCUGCCCUGGACAGACGGGAGGGAGGGGCUCAGGGGACCGCUCCCCUGUUGUGAUGUGGGGGGAGAAGGAAGAGGAGGGGCGGGAAGGGUGCUGUUGGGAGUGUGGGGAGCAGGGGGCGGCCCCUGCCUGUCUGUCCCUAUGUCAGUUCCAGCGCCAUCUGUAAUCAUUGUGAAGCCAUCGCAUCAUGGCGGGGAGGUAGGGUGGGGGGCCAGGCCCCCGAGAGCUCUCCCUCCAGAACCCCAGAUCCAUCUCUCAUCCCUUCCUGUGCCCCUCCUGCCCCCAACACAGACUCUGGAUUUAAUAAAUUCAUAUGGGUGUUUAACUUA